AGGUGUCGUAAUCUCUAAGAAAGUCCGAGAUCGUCUAACAGGUUUGUGGCUUAUUAUCGUAGAUAUGGUGAAAGCCGAGAGAAACCUAACAGUUUUCGUGGUACGCUUACCGACAGAGUAUUGAAGAAUAUGUGUGACUAUGUAGUUUUGAGAAUGGAUACAGAUAGUAGUACCAAACAGACAUUGUUGAGCAUUCCAUUACAAACGCUGAAAUGGCCGCUUUUUGGCUCCUCUAGUGUUGAUAAUCUGUAAUAUUUUAAUUUUGUUGAACGUGUAGCGUAAUUUUAUAUCUGAAAUUUUGUGAAAAAUGUUUAAAUUUGGAUUUACGAAAGAUGCAGUAGGCGCUGACAAAGAGGAUAAUGAAGAGGAGAAUAAAUUAGAAUGGAUACCUGCGUUCAAAUUUGAAAUCACACCUGAGCAAAUCGAAGCAAAAUAUGAGUUCUCUUAUUAUAGGGAAACAAAUAUAUUUUCUGAUUAUAAUCUAAAAUUAAUUCGCUCCGAUAAAGUAGUGGAAAAUUUAGACAAGCAAAACUGUCAGAAUAUUAUUGAGGCUGAGUCACAACAUUCCGAUCUUAUUCCAGCAAAAUACGAAGGUGGCUUAAAAAUUUGGGAAUGUACAUUCGAUUUGGGCCAAUAUAUUCUAAAAGAAGAAAUUAAAUUAAAAGAUAAACUCGUCAUGGAUUUAGGAUGUGGUGCCGGAUUGAUUGGUCUUCUCGCUCUUCUCAAAGAUGCUGUUGUUCAUUUUCAAGACUAUAAUGCAGAAGUGUUAAAGUCCGUAACUGUUCCAAACGUACUAUUGAAUUUUGACGAUCGCGCGAGUAUAUUGACGAGAUGCGAAUUUUAUGCCGGAGACUGGGCUUCCUUCGUGACGUUAUUCGACGAUGACGAGAGUAAAAAGUACGAUUAUAUUUUUACAAGCGAGACGAUUUACAAUUCGGACAAUCAUAAAAAGUUGUAUGAAAUUUUUAAGAGGAGAUUGAAAAUUAAUGGCAUUGUAUUCGUGGCUGGAAAAACUUAUUAUUUCGGCGUGGGUGGUGGAAUGAGGCAAUUCGAGAAUCUCAUAUUGAAAGAUGGUUGCUUUGAUGUCAAGUCAGUGUGGAGAAGUCAUGAUGGUGUCAACAGAGAAAUUCUAAAACUUAUUAAAAAAUAGCAUCAACAACAGGCCUAAUAUAUAACAUUAUUGUCUUCAAUGAGAUAUGAGGUAUCUAUUCGGAAUGUUGUAAUCCAUACUGGCGUCUUUUGUAUCGAAAUCUAUUUGAUUUCAUUCUCAUAUGUGUGUGCUUAACUGAUAAAAAUUCCCAACUUUAUCCCUUGUUUGUAUCAAUAAAAUUGAUUUUUUUUUA
This is a messenger RNA of Linepithema humile (Argentine ant), 1343 nucleotides long. Its product is annotated as histidine protein methyltransferase 1 homolog. The record is from RefSeq and is a predicted model, not a curated record. Lineage: Eukaryota; Metazoa; Arthropoda; Insecta; Hymenoptera; Formicidae. Gene Ontology annotation, molecular function: protein-L-histidine N-tele-methyltransferase activity. Gene Ontology annotation, biological process: peptidyl-histidine methylation, to form tele-methylhistidine.